Molecule: messenger RNA, 781 nt
Organism: Heteronotia binoei (common prickly gecko)
Lineage: Eukaryota; Metazoa; Chordata; Lepidosauria; Squamata; Gekkonidae
Product: zinc finger protein 560-like
Exons: 5
Coding region: 123-527 (134 amino acids)
Biological process (GO): regulation of DNA-templated transcription
Source: RefSeq, a predicted model, not a curated record
ACCGCGCGGGCUGUUGCAAAGGCGGCACGUGGCGCGGGGUUUCUGCUUCCCUUCGGUUGCCUUUUCCGCCUGCCCAAGCAGCCGGGAGGGAGUUGGGCUGGAACCGCCAGCAGAGAUCCCCAAUGGCCCUUGGGAAAGGAGCCAUGUCCUUCACAGAGGACAAAUGGGCUCUGCUGCAGCCAGGCCAAAGAAAACUCUUCUGGGAAGUUCUUCAGGAAACGUACGAGAACGUGGCCUUUCUAGGGUGGUUUUUGCUAGAGAGAGAGAAGGACAUUUGGGGAACUUGGAUGUCAACAGGGACUCUCUUCCUCUUUUUGUCCAGCUGGAGGGAGAAUUUGGCUUUCGCUUGGCUGCAGGAAAGGGAUCCCCAGCCAGUGCCCUUUGAGGAGGUGGCUGUGUCCUUCACGCUGCAGGAAUGGGCUGUCCUGGAUCCAGGCCAAAGACAACUCUACUGGGAAGUGAUGGAGGAAAAACAUACUAUGAUGACCUCUCUGGAUGACCACUCGAAGAUCUACAGUUACAGGUAAGCAACCUGUCUUUUUCCCUCCAUAAUGACAACAUCAUCAUCACCAUCACAGCCCCAGAAGAAAAUGGUGCUUGGUACAGCAAGAAUCUUGUGAAGAUUUCCCAAGAACUUGGCUAGAUCUUGAAUUACAGAGUACCAUCUAUCAGUCAGAUAUCUGACUGUGACGAUGAUGAUGAUGAUCAUGAUGUUCUCAGCAUGCCCAUUUAAAACUGAUUUUUUUUUUGUGAGCUCAUUAAACAUGAAUGUUAUAAAAUA